Molecule: messenger RNA, 3646 nt
Organism: Equus caballus (horse)
Lineage: Eukaryota; Metazoa; Chordata; Mammalia; Perissodactyla; Equidae
Source: RefSeq, a predicted model, not a curated record
GCGGCGGCCAUCUUAGCUGCGCGCUCCCGCCCGCGAAGGGGGUGAAAUUGUCGCAUCUGGGAGCGUGGAGCCAGACAGACCCAAAGGGGAGGCGCGGGGUCAAAGUGCGCCGGCCUGGGCGCGGACGCGGCAGCCACCCUUCCUCCGAAAGCACCAGCUCGCUCAGCCCGGUGGAGCCGAGGCAGCAGCCCCGGGAGGAGGAGGCCUGUAACCCCGCCGGCCUCCCCUUUUCGGAGGCCUCCAGAGCAACCUGCGGGUCCUUUCUCGCGAAAGACAAGCAUCUCCGUCGUUCGCGUCACAGUGACCCGGGCCCAGCGCCCCCUUGUCCCCGCCAGCCCGCAGUUCUCUCGGGUCCCGGGGAGCACUAGGCGGAGUUGCUCCGGCUGUGGGUGUCGGUUAUGGGAGUCUGAGGCUGAUAAAUGAUGCUUGAUGGCAGAUGAGUAUUACCUGUUGCUUAAAGAGUGACGGUAGGAGGCAAGACUCCCAGUUACUACCUGAUCAAGAGGAAUUGAGAUUGACCUAUCCAUUAAAUUCAGACACUGUCUUGAAGAGACUUUGGGAACAAGAAAUAUUUGGGCAGAUUUCACUCUCUGACUCAAUGGAUGCCAGACAUUGAUCUUUCCCCUUGUGGUCGUCUUUCCCAAGACUUUUUCUGUCUUCAUAAGGAGAAGUCAGAAGGGGAAAAGACUGUGGCUGGAUCUCUGACAAAUUAGUCUCAGUGAAUAUUGGUGGAGAUGGCAAUUUCCUGAUGCCAAGAUGUCUGUGAUGGUUUAGGACCCAGUGAGAGAACGUGUCUGUGGAAGUCAGCCAGGAGGAGUGGACUUUGCCGGAACAAACUCAGAGAAACCUGUACAGAGAUGUGAUGCUGGAGAACUACAAGAAUCUGGUUGCAAUACGUGGAACAAAGAGGAGAGCUGAGGACACUGGGAAGAGUUCUGCAAAGCGAGGGAGAAGGCAGAUUGGGACACAUGUCUUAAUACCAAAUGGUCAGAACCUCAGCAGAAUAUUUUGCAGGGGAAACAUCCAGUGUGGUGGAAAUGGUGUUCAAAUUCCUAUUUCCUGGAAUCCUAGAAUUUACUUUAGGGAUGAUCCUUUGAUGGAUGAACCCACAUUGGAUAGAGGAAAUGUCUUCCUCCCCUACACUAUAAAGGACAUGAUUGGGCCAGUUGGUGAAAUUCUGCAUGUGGACUGUGUGUUAGCUCUGCUUGCUCAGGACCCUGCCUGGCCAGGAGAGAGACACACCAGAGGAACUAUGGCUGCAGGAUUGCUGAGAACCUGGUCACAGGACUCGGUGACCUUUGAGGAAGUGGCAGUGGACUUCUCCCAGGAGGAGUGGGCAUUGCUGGAUCCUGCUCAGAAAAUCCUGUACAGAGAUGUAAUGCUGGAGAACUUUAGGAACCUGGCUUCAGUGGGGUAUCAUCUCUGCAAACACAAUCUGAUCACUGAAGUGGAGCAGGAAGAACUGAGGCCAGAGGAGAGAGGAAUUCUCCAAGGUGCCUGUACAGUUUCAGACUGGGAUACUCAACUGAGAUCCGAAGAUGCAAUUCCUAUGCAGAAUGUUCCUGGGGAAAAAACUUCCAGUGGCAGAAAAAUGGCACCAACUCAUUCUGGCCGGAAACCCUUAGAAUUUGAUCGUUGUGGAAAAUUCUUCAGAAGGAACUGUCACCUUAUUUGUGCAAGAUAUUGCAAGGGAGAGAAAUGCUACAAAUGUAAAGAAUAUGGGAAAGACUUCAGCCAUCCCUCAACCCGUAGAAGUCAUGUGAAUACUCACACUGGAGAAAAAACUCUUGUAUUUAAUGAUUGUGGAAAAGCUUUCAAUCAAGAGUCAUCCCUUAGGAAAUGCUUAAGAGCUCUCACAAAAGAGAAAUCUUAUGAGUGUUAUCAAUGUCUUAUAUCCUUCAGCUUACACUCUUCCUCUUCAGUACAUGACCAAAUACCUACAGGAGAGAAACUCUGUGAAUGCAGUGUCUAUGGGAAAAGAUCUUCUCUCAGUGUCCACCAAAAACUAUAUACUGUGGAGGAAAGCUUAAAAUUUAAUGAACAUGAGAAAGUUUUCACUGGCCCCUUGUCCCUUCAGAAAUAUGUGAAACCUCACCCUGGAGAGAAACCUUACGAAUGUAGUGACUGUGGGAAGGCCUUCAUUUUUCAGUCUUCCCUUAAGAAACACGUUAGAUCACACACUGGAGAGAAACCUUACGCAUGUUAUCAUUGUGGAAAAUCCUUCAGCCAGAGCUCUCAUCUUAAUGUGCACAAAAGAACUCACACUGGAGAGAAACCCUAUGACUGUAAGGAAUGUGGCAAGGCUUUCACUGUUCCUUCCUCCCUUCAGAAACAUAUGAGAACCCACACUGGAGAGAAACCCUACGAAUGCAGUGACUGUGGGAAAGCCUUCAUUGAUCAGUCAUCCCUUAAGAAACAUACACGGUCUCACACUGGAGAGAAACCUUAUGAGUGCAAUCAGUGUGGAAAAUCCUUCAGCACAGGCUCUUAUCUCAUUGUACACAAGAGAACUCACACUGGAGAGAAAACCUAUGAGUGUAAAGAAUGUGGGAAGGCCUUUAGGAAUUCCUCUUGCCUAAGGGUCCAUGUGAGAACUCACACAGGUGAGAAGCCCUAUAAAUGUACUCAGUGUGGAAAAGCAUUCAGCACCAGCACUAACCUUAUAAUGCACAAGCGAAUACAUACUGGGCAGAAACUCUAUGAAUGAAAUGACCGUGGAGUAGCCUUAAGUGGUCCUUCACACCUCACUUCUCAUUUUAGAACUCACACUGGAGACAAACCUACAUUGUGAUCAAUGUAGAAAGCCUUUAGGUACAUCUCUUGAUUCACCUUAUACCAGGACCAACCUUAUAAAUGUUAUAGUUCUGUGAUUAUCAUUAUCAGUGAGUGUUUCAUCCUUAAAGUGUGACAGCGUAUUAACUGAUGAGUGUUAAAGGUUACGUAGCACUCUAAAUUCUCCUUGAUCUACAUCACAAAAGUUUUGAUGUAUAAUGUUUUCAUUGUAAUUUAGUAUUAAACAUUGUCCGAUCCUCAUCAAGAUGUCUUGGACUUAUAGGUUAUUUAGAAGUUUAUUUUUUAAUGUGCAGACUGUAUCAUAUUUUAGUUAUCUUUUUGUCCUAGAUUUCUAACUUCAUUGAAUUAUGCACAGAAUGCACGAUCUUCAUGAUAGAGAUUCUAAACAAUAUAGAUUCAAACAGAAAAUUGUUGGAGACUUGCUGUGUGGCCUAAUGUGUGAGACACUACACAUUGCCAUCCCAAUGUCCAGUUUUCCCUUCCUUCCUUAAAGUAACAAAACUACAAUUUUGUUCACAUUGGCAGGGUGGACAAUUUUGUAAGGACUCAGCUCCAGCUUUCCUUGCAGCUCUGACUGCCCAUAAGCCCAUCGUUCUGUCCAAUGAGCAAUAGGCAAAGGUCACUGCUUGUUGGUUCUAAAGAAGCCCAUGGAAAUGGGAGCAUCUCAUUUGGCAUUUUCUCUUUACCCUUUGCCUUGUCUCUUCUUUCCUAGAAAAUAGACCAAGAGGAUGACAGUCAUAGGCUACUGAUUAUACGAGAGGGACAUACAAUAUUAUUUGGCUGUGCCAGCCUUGGGUUGCUUAUUUCUGGACUUCGUGGAACAUGAGAAAAAUAAACUCCUACCUGGUUUAAA